CCGAGAUGCCGGGCUUUUUUCGAUUAGUGUUGCCAGAGUUUUAGCGAGUUUCAGCAGCUGAUUCUGCCAUUUCUUGAUUCAAACAAUGAAUAUACCAGGCGUGUAUAUUAGCCAUCGUCUCGGUCAAAAAGUCUACAGUUCACAAAAGCCACAAGCCCGCAGAGCUGGACACAGACGGGUUCCGCGACCAAAAAGUAAAAGUCACCUUGCGGGCGUGUUGUGUAAUUGUAAGAUAAUGGGCGUACGUACGAAACUGCUCAAGGCAUUAUUUGUGGUCAUUUUGGCCGCACUUUUGAAUCCAGGAACUGUUUUCGGUUAUGAUCCCAACGAUCCAAAGAUUGCAGAGUGCUGUCUGCCGCCGGAGGGGAUGUUCGAAGCCUUUUAUCCCCGGGAAGUCGAGGGAAUCCCAAACAGCGCGUCGCGUCCUGCUCACGGACACGGAAGUUUCUUCAAACAUCGCAAUCCAGCGUUGGUGGAUACCAAAAAUGCAGCAGCCUACGGCUAUCGCUUCGAUGGGAAGAGACGUUUUAAUUUUGACUAGUUCUGCUACCAGUCCUGUACUACUAAAAAAAUAAAAUGCGCUCGAGAGCCUAAACAAAACGAUUUAUUAUUAUAACGGAAAAUUAAACCGUAGGCGGGCUGGCAAC
Molecule: messenger RNA, 647 nt
Organism: Drosophila ficusphila
Lineage: Eukaryota; Metazoa; Arthropoda; Insecta; Diptera; Drosophilidae
Exons: 1
Coding region: 86-541 (151 amino acids)
Source: RefSeq, a predicted model, not a curated record